AUGCCUGUCGAUCGCCAGGCCCAAUUUGCCCAAGGCCGCCCCGGUCUCGUAGCCACACGGGAAAAGAGCUCUACACCGGCUACCCCGUCCCGGAGGGACAAGAUCCGCGAGAGCUCCGCCCAUCAAGACCCCAUGCUCAAGGAUUAUCGACUUGGAGAGUGCCUAGGCAAAGGCGCAUUCGGCUCCGUCUACAAAGCCUUCAAUUGGAACACGGGUGAGGCCGUCGCCGUUAAGCAAAUCAAGCUUGGCGACUUGCCAAAGAGUGAACUGCGCAUGAUCGAGAGCGAGAUUGACCUCCUCAAGAAUCUCCACCAUGACAAUAUCGUCAAGUACAUUGGCUUUGUCAAGUCUACCGACUGUCUCAAUAUCAUUCUUGAAUACUGUGAAAAUGGUUCCCUUCACUCAAUAUGCAAAGCCUACGGCAAGUUUCCGGAAAACCUCGUCGGCGUGUAUAUGACGCAAGUACUUCAAGGCCUCCAGUACCUACACGACCAGGGUGUCAUCCAUCGUGAUAUCAAAGGUGCCAACAUCCUCACCACCAAAGAUGGCACUGUCAAACUGGCCGAUUUUGGUGUUUCCACCAGCACCUUGGCCGGUGGCCAAGACAAGGAGGCCCAGGUCGUCGGCACUCCUUACUGGAUGGCGCCUGAAAUCAUCCAGCUUUCCGGUGCCAGCUCCGCUUCCGACAUCUGGAGCGUUGGCUGCACCGUCAUCGAACUGCUCCAAGGAAAGCCACCCUACCAUAACCUAGCAGCCAUGCCUGCGCUCUUUGCCAUUGUCAACGACGACCAUCCUCCUCUGCCGGAAGGCAUUUCCGCGGCUGCGCGGGAUUUUCUCAUGCAAUGCUUCCAAAAAGAUCCCAAUUUGCGAGUUACAGCAAGGAAGUUGCUAAAGCAUGCUUGGAUCAUCGGGUGCCGCCGAGCCGACGCACCAGUCGCCAAGGCACCUGCAAACUUCAACGAAGCUGUCGAGGAAGUCAAACAAUGGAACAAGGCUCUCAACUCCUCGGAUGCCCAUCUACGGACUUCUACCGGCUCAGACGCUCCCCCGGCGGCCCGCUUCCCGGGCGGGACACCCGCCAAAGGACCGCUGUCAAUGCAAAAGUCCAAAUUUGGCGUCCAAGCAUUCAAGACACCCGAGCUUGCCGACAGUGACAACUGGGACAAUGAUUUUGACACUACACUCUCACCUAGUGCCCUUCAUCUGCCAAACCUUCGAACCCAGGACAACUUUGGCGGUAUGCUUUCUAGCGAUCGUCUCAAGGCGUUCGCUUCUGCAAACGAUUUACGAAAUGAUAAUAGUUAUGAUGACGAUUUUGAGGGCGAGCUACUAACGAUCAAGGGCCCCUCACAACACGACCUAGACCUGCAACAGCAGACUAUCCGACCAAUCUCCAAGGUUACGGCGCCAGUCGCCGAGGCCAGGAGGCACGCCCGGCAAAAGUCUAUUCCAAAGAACACCUUAGGCUCCCCCUUGCAGCCUACACGAUCUCCCCCCAAGGCUCAUUUCAAUAACAAGUUUGAGCUACCCACCCGACAUGACAUUGCCUUUCGUGAACAGAGCGCCGAGGACUAUUCCGAUCUAUUUAUAGAAAACGACAAUGUCUUCAACCAAAGAGUAAACCAAGUGCAAAAGGGUAUUCGCGGUCCAGACUCGCCUCAGCUGUUCCAUCCUUCAGAUCUGACAAGUCUUCCACGCUCUAUGCUCGCUCCCGAUGGUGGCAGCAUCAAGAAAAAGACCGCUUCCCGCCCCUCGGUCCUGCCCGACCGGCCAAUGCGGCGUACGCGGUCUUCUGUGGAAAUCCAAAAAUUUGCAGAAGACGACGAUGAGGACUUUUCGGACGUUUUUGGCCCAGAAAGUUCCAAUGCUACCAAACCAGUAAGCGAACGUGGCUCAGAGGAUGGCGGCUUGAUGCUGCUAUCCAAGGUAUCAAGCAACUCUUGGCUCGGCGAUGACGAGGAUGAGGACGAUCCAUUUGCGCUCAUGGAUCCUGGCUGGGACGAGAUGGAUCUGGAAGCAAAUAUUGCACGUGACAGACACGCUCGCUUAGCAGAGAAGAUCGAGGACUUGGUCCGGUCCCUUACAAUUGAGCAAGGCGAGGCAACUCUGAUUGAGAUUGCUGAAGACUUGCUUGCUCUGUUGUGGGAGAAUACCGAAGCCAAGAAUCUCAUCAUCAGUGCCCAUGGUCUUCUGCCCAUCCUCGAGAUUUUGGAGCCUUGCACUGUCAAAAGCAAGCAGUAUAUGAUCCUGCAGCUUCUGAAAGUGGUCAAUGCCAUUAUUCUCGACGAUGUCGAGAUCCAAGAAAAUCUCUGCUUCGUUGGCGGCAUGCCUAUCAUUACCAAGUUUGCCGCUCGGCAGUACUCAGAUGAGAUUCGCCUAGAGGCUGCGGCUUUUGUGCGUCAAAUGUAUCAGACGUCGACUCUAACGCUUCAAAUGUUUGUGUCGGCCGGUGGUCUUAAUGUCCUCGUCGAGUUUCUUGAUGAGGAUUACGACAAUGCCCGAGACUUGGUCCUUAUUGGUGUAAAUGGUAUCUGGAACGUCUUUGAACUCCAGGGCCCUACGCCAAAGAAUGACUUUUGCCGAAUCUUUUCGCGAAGCAAGAUUUUGUAUCCCCUUGCCCUCGUCCUACACCGCGUACUCGACGAAGAAGGCGAGGACGAGCUUGAAGAGCUUAUCGAGGGCCGCAUUGUUAACAUUUUCUACCUCUUCAGCCAGGCAGAAAACUACGUCAAAGAAGUGGUGGCAGACCGACAGGUGCUAAAAAGCGUCCUGAAGGAUUUGCGCCGCAUGAGUCCUGUGCAUCAGAUUACGAUGCUCAAAUUCAUCAAGAACCUUUCCAUGCUGUCGACGACAAUUGAAACGUUGCACUCUGCCGACGCUAUCGAGUUUCUCAUUGACCUGCUUGGCUAUGGCAUGAAGAAGGGACAAAUUCAUUUCCGCGAAAUGUCGAACCAGGUCCUCAACACACUGUUCAACCUCUGCCGUUUGAGCAAAGAACGCCAGGAAGACGCUGCUGUCGGCGGCAUCAUCCCUUUGCUCCUACGCAUCAUGCGCACGGAUCGACCGCCCAAGGAGUUUGUGCUGCCGAUACUCUGCGACAUGGCACAUUCUGGAUCCAAGGGGCGUCGAUACCUAUGGCAAAACAAGGGCCUCGAAUUUUAUGUGUCACUGUUGACAGAUCAAUAUUGGCAGGUAACAGCUCUCGAUGCCAUUCUCGUGUGGCUGCAAGAGGAGACGGCCAACGUCGAGAGCUACCUGAUUGAUGGCAGCUUCACAAGGGCCAUCAUUAGUGGCUUCAACACCAAUCGCCUCAACUCCUUCGACUCCAACCUGCUGGAGCCCCUACUUAAGCUCUUACGUCUGAGUCCCGGUGUGGCCGCCUCGCUUGCCAAGCCAGAAAUGUUUGCCGGGAUCGCGCAGCGGCUUGGACACAAAAAGGCCGUCGUUCGUUUGAAUUUGCUGCGUCUGGUGCGGACCAUCAUCGAUGCCUGUGACACUGCUCUGGGCAAUGGCGAUGGAACGACAUCUCUCAACAGCGCCCAGGUGCGGUCACUCAUGGAAGUGAUCCAAACGCUAGCUGAGAUCGACUCUGCGGUGCUGGUACGAAACCUGGCGGCGGAGCUGGUGCGAUCUCACCUUGAAGGUCGUCCCUCGCCAAGCGCAGUAAUGCGCCAUGACAGCAUCGCUUCUUCACAGACCAACUCCUCAUCCUCCUCGCGACGCUCCGCUACGCGACGCAAUACCAGCUACACGCCGCCUAGCCUGCAGUCGUCCAUCUCCUUCCCACAGACCCCGACGCAUCGAAGUCGCGCCAGCCUCGCCGGCAACGCCCUUAUCGAAGUCGCUGCCAGUCCACGGCGCGGCGUUGUCGGUGCGGCCGCCGGCAUCCCUAGCGCGCUAGACCGCGAUAACCUGCUCUUCCAGCAGUACCGCCCACGCAGCCGUGACGGCGGGACCAACCUGCCAAGACGCGUCAGCGGCGACGCCAGCUCCACCACGAGCAGCCACAGCAGCAGUGGCUUCAUGGUGCCCCCGUCCUCGUCUUCUUCGUCCUCGGCGGCUAAGAGCCGAUUGCCGCGAACGUCGCUGGCCAGCAUGACAUCUAGAGGUGGCGUCCUCGGCAGCAGCGCAGCGGCAGGCAUCCGCGGCGAGCCGGCGCCGCCCAUGGUCGUCCGCAGCGAGAGCAGCGCCAGCAAUAAGGAGAAUGGCGGCGUCGUCGGCGGCGUGGCCCGCAUGAUGAUGGGCCCUUGGGGAGCCGCGGCCGCUGUUGCGGGCGCGGGAGGGGCAGCGGGCAGCGGCCGGCGAGAGAGUAUGGCGAGAGACCCGACGACGGGGAAGAGACGGGUGCGCGCGCCGAGCGACGCCAAGUGGUCAUGA
Molecule: messenger RNA, 4377 nt
Organism: Cordyceps fumosorosea ARSEF 2679
Lineage: Eukaryota; Fungi; Ascomycota; Sordariomycetes; Hypocreales; Cordycipitaceae
Product: cell division control protein 15, cdc15
Exons: 6
Coding region: 1-4377 (1458 amino acids)
Biological process (GO): protein phosphorylation
Cellular component (GO): cytoplasm
Molecular function (GO): protein serine/threonine kinase activity; ATP binding
Source: RefSeq, a predicted model, not a curated record